Geodia barretti is the source of this 235-nucleotide messenger RNA. Lineage: Eukaryota; Metazoa; Porifera; Demospongiae; Tetractinellida; Geodiidae. The record is from the annotation of a GenBank genome assembly.
AGCCAUUCGGUUUUUUUGCGCCAUGAGCGGUCGAGUUGAUGCCUACCUCCCAUUCCGGGGAUUGUCAGCAUGGUUCUCAUCAAGUAUGAGUUUGGAGGAUGUUUCGCAGCUGAAGACAAAGCAGACUUCCUCUUCAGUGACAAUUCCUAUUCGGUUGACACAGUACGAAUCUAUGAGACUCAACCUGGUGUGACGGUUUUCCAAUCUGUGUGGCUGAGUGAGGUGGUGAAGAAGA